UCUCCCGGCAUGCCUUUCUGUAGGCCGAGAAGAAGCAGGAGAAGCGUCAUGAAGGAGUUAUAAAGAGCUUUUUAUUCAUCUAUUAAAUCAGCUUCUUCCAUGUUUCCUCAGAGAGAGUCUGUGGAGGAUCGAUAGAGACACAGAGAGAGUAUCUGCAGGCUGAGGUACAGAGAGUCACCAUGGCGACGGACAUCGGUUCCCCGCAGCGCUUCUUCCACAUGCCGCGCUUCCAGCACCAGGCUCCGCGGCAGGUGUUCUACAAGAGGCCGGACUUCGCCCAGCAGCAGGCGAUGCAGCAGCUCACCUUCGACGGGAAGCGCAUGAGGAAGGCUGUGAACCGCAAGACCAUCGACUACAACCCCUCUGUCAUCAGACACCUGGAGAACCGUCUGUGGCAGCGCGACCACAGAGACUUCAGGGCGCUGCAGCCGGACGCUGGCUGUUACAACGAGCUGGUUCCUCCUGUGGGGAUGGUGAACAACUCGAUGAACGCCGUCACCACCAAGUUUGUCCGAACCUCUACCAACAAAGUGAAGUGUCCCGUGUUUGUGAUCAGGUGGACCCCUGAGGGCCGCCGGCUCGUCACCGGAGCCUCCAGCGGGGAGUUCACCCUGUGGAACGGACUCACCUUCAACUUCGAGACCAUCCUCCAG
This is a messenger RNA of Trematomus bernacchii (emerald rockcod), 653 nucleotides long. Its product is annotated as pre-mRNA 3' end processing protein WDR33-like. NCBI's taxonomy places the organism in Eukaryota, Metazoa, Chordata, Actinopteri, Perciformes, Nototheniidae. Gene Ontology annotation, cellular component: mRNA cleavage and polyadenylation specificity factor complex. The record is from RefSeq and is a predicted model, not a curated record. Gene Ontology annotation, molecular function: protein binding.